Messenger RNA from Poeciliopsis prolifica (blackstripe livebearer), 1374 nucleotides. RefSeq names its product ion channel TACAN-like. Gene Ontology annotation, cellular component: membrane. Gene Ontology annotation, biological process: fat cell differentiation. The coding region runs from base 127 to 1146 and encodes 339 amino acids. The transcript has 12 exons. The record is from RefSeq and is a predicted model, not a curated record. NCBI's taxonomy places the organism in Eukaryota, Metazoa, Chordata, Actinopteri, Cyprinodontiformes, Poeciliidae.
GUUGAUGGAGAAGUGAUUCACACCAAGGUGAUAGCAGAGUCACUUUAGACAUUUCAUAGUGCAUAAACAAUUAGCCGGUACAGCUUAUUUUUCAGCUGGGUCUUGGUUUAAUCUUAGGGAAACAAAAUGCCUCGAUCACUGAUAGAAAUUCAGGAGGAAUGGAAAUCUCUGGAGCAAGAUUUCCAGACUCUUCAGGAGGCACACAAAAAAUAUUUACAGAAACUGGAUGAAAUCUCCAAACUCCAGAACAGCUGUUCGUCAUCUAUCGCCCGUCAGAGGAAAAGACUGAAGGAGAUGUCCAGCCAAGUCAAUAAGUGCACAAAGGGAUCAUCAGCAGAAGAUGCAAAGACUUUAGGUAACAUAAAAGAGAAAGUCAGGACCCAAGAACAUGCUUUCUCUGAAAUGGAUGCUUUCCUUCCCCAAAAAAAUGGGUUAUACCUGAGUCUGGUUCUUGGAAAUGUGAAUGUGACUCUUCUGAGCAAGCAGUCAAAAUUUGCCUACAAGGAUGAAUAUGAGAAGUUCAAGCUGUACCUUACAGUGAUCUUACUGCUGCUCUCUUUCAUAUGUUUUUUCUUCGUGAGCUACAGAUUUCUGGACGCAAUCUUCAACUUCCUGCUGGUUUGGUUUUACGGCACAUUAACAAUCAGAGAAAGCGUCCUCAUCACAAAUGGAUCCAGGAUCAAAGGAUGGUGGGUUUUUCAUCACUACAUUUCAGCCUUUUUGUCCGGUGUGAUGCUGACAUGGCCAGACGGGAUCCUUUACCACACAUUCAGGGGACAAUUUCUUGCCUAUUCCUUGUAUCAAAAUUUCGUCCAGUGUCUGCAGUACUACUAUCAGAGUGGAUGUCUGUACAGACUUCGCACGCUGGGAGAAAGACACAACAUGGAUCUGACUGUUGAGGGAUUCCAGUCCUGGAUGUGGAAAGGGCUAACGUUUCUCUUACCCUUCCUGUUUUUUGGUCAUUUCUGGCAGCUCUUCAACAGCGUGUCUUUGUUCAGAAUGGCUCAGCUCCCAGACUGCAGGGAAUGGCAGGUCCGGGUGUGUGGUGUCUGCUUCCUCAUUCUGUUCAUGGGGAAUUUCUUCACUACCCUCGCAGUUGUUCGUCACAAGUUGAAAAGCAGGAAUCAGAAACCAAAGAGCAUGUGACGGAUAAAAAUAUACAUGGAAUGAAAUGCUGUCUCACGAAAAAGAAGGCUAAUUCUGACUGCGCUUCCUGUCACAUCCAAGAAUAUAAUAAAAAAAAAACCAUAUGAUUUCAUAUUUACUAUAGAAAAUGUUAAUGCUAUUAAAUCAAAGCUGGAAGUAUGUCUAUGGUCGCAUUAAAAUUUGGAAGUACUUGAAUAUGUAUGUGUGAAAAUGGUAAUACAAGAAUGA